CUCUUCUGUGCGAGUGAGUUCGUGUAACUGCACAAGGACAGAGACCUCAAGCCAGCACUGGCUCACAGGCUGUGGGGCAAGCACAACAAAAUACACGCAUUCACUCACACGCUCACUUACACACAAACUCCAAAGGGAAACCGCAGUGUAAACACACAGAGACAAAAAAAAAUUGUCAAGAGUCUUGACAGCACGACGAAACUUCAAAGCGUGGGAGUCGAGAGGAGAGCGAGAAGAGAGAAGAGGAGAGAAAAAAGAAGAGCGAGUGAAGGAGAAGGACCAUGGCAGGAGCUCAGAUCCCAAGCCGGUUUGUGCUGAUCGUCUGUCUGCUGCUGCUCGUCACCAGCACAGAGAGCAAACGCAGACUCAGGAGGAGAGGACUCAGCCAGAAGGACUAUGAGUACCCAAACAACUCCCAGUCCACUCAACACCAGAAGAAUGAUCGGUGCCCACCUCCGCCUCAGAUGCUUCCCGAGCGGGCGUGUGAGGUGCCCGGCUGCCGCUCAGACUCAGAGUGUGAGAGACACAAACGCUGUUGUUACAAUGGCUGCAUCUACACCUGUCUGGAGUCAGUUCAGCCUCCACCUGUGCUGGACUGGUUGGUGCAGCCAAAGCCACGGUGGCUUGGUGGAAAUGGCUGGCUCUUAGAUGGACCAGAAGAGGUUCUCCAGGCCGAGGCAUGCAGCACUACAGAGGACGGGGACGAGCCCUUACACUGUCCUACUGGAUAUGAAUGCCAUAUCAUCAACCCUGGAAACCCCUCUGUGGGCAUCCCCAACCGAGGUCAAUGUAUCAAACAACGGGGAAACUCAGAUGGUCGUAGCCUGAGGCACAAAUACUUCAAAGAUCACAAGGAUUAUUUAGGAAGCAACUCCAAUAUUGCAGUGGGUUAUGAGAAGCAUCACAAGCACUUAGGCUGAAAAGCAGGUGACCUUCAUAGCCCUAUAGAAUCUACGCAACAAAAUGAAACCAGUCAACACUUCUGCAGAAACUGGAUGUCCUUACUUUACAGUUCAACAAAGCUGUUAUUUGGUGCUUUAUGUUUGAGGUGCUAUAACAUGGAAAAGUCAACAUUUCCUACCUCUUCCAAACACCAUACAGUGUGUUAGAUUGCCAGCUCGAUUCACCAAUGUGAACAACUUUUUCAUAUAUAAACACUGCUGGGUUAAAAAUUGUAUUUAAAAUGUUUAAUGUACACGAAACCUGGGAAUGUAUACGGAAGAUACAUGUACCCUUACACACUUUACCAGGCUCCAGCAAAACCAAAGAACACGUUUGCACACCGACAACUCAGGCAUAAUUUUAACAUAAACCAUGACAUUUAGAUUCCUCCAUUUGUAAGUACUGCGAAUUAUAC
Ictalurus furcatus (blue catfish) is the source of this 1357-nucleotide messenger RNA. RefSeq names its product WAP four-disulfide core domain 1 (gene wfdc1). The record is from RefSeq and is a predicted model, not a curated record. Bases 282 to 920 code for a protein of 212 amino acids. Gene Ontology annotation, cellular component: extracellular region. The transcript has 7 exons. Gene Ontology annotation, molecular function: peptidase inhibitor activity. Lineage: Eukaryota; Metazoa; Chordata; Actinopteri; Siluriformes; Ictaluridae. Gene Ontology annotation, biological process: regulation of cell growth.